UUAGCGUACGCUGCUCUGCGCUAUCGCUGCAGCCAAGCCACCGCAGUCCAUCCGUUUUUUAUCUCAGGGGCUGUUCGACCUCAGACCGAUCGACGCCAUACUGCACCAAUCCGGAAAGCGCUUGGGCAAAGAUGGAAACGUUGAAGAAUCGCGGAGCUUAUUGACGAGUCUAAGCGAUCACAGCAGCCAUUGCUUGCUGGAAGCUUGCUUGGAGGCACACAGGAUAAUGUCGCGACCAAUGCGCUGGUCGAAGGCACACGUUGGACGGAGGAAGGAGGUGUUCAAGAAGUGUCGCGAAGGCAGGGGAUUAUGGAUGAGGCUGAAUGCGCUAGCCUCGCGACCUGGCAGCUUUAUACACCGGUGUACUGCGACCCUACGAGAAUUACGAGCAGACGUACUUUGCGAUCGUCCAGAGCUCCACCUCAGCUUCUUUAUCCAGAGCCCGCUCGUACUCAACCGAUUUCGCAUGAGGAGUCAAGAAUUCAGCCGGUCCCUAUGCUUCGUCCUAUCGACUAUGAGCGCUCAGGCUCAGUCGGUCACGAGGGCCACCAAGAUGACCUGCCUCUCGCAAUCUGCGGUCUUUGGAUGUUGAUACAUCGCACAGCCUGAUCGCUGGGCAGAUCGACCACCGAAGAAAACAAACACGAGGGUCGUUGGCACGAUCGCGAACCACAGGCGCGCCGGUGCCCUUCAAGAAGACC
Ceraceosorus guamensis is the source of this 701-nucleotide messenger RNA. RefSeq lists its product as hypothetical. Bases 227 to 592 code for a protein of 121 amino acids. Lineage: Eukaryota; Fungi; Basidiomycota; Exobasidiomycetes; Ceraceosorales; Ceraceosoraceae. The record is from RefSeq and is a predicted model, not a curated record. The transcript has 2 exons.